CGUGUUUGCAAACGUGACACUCGAGGAGCGCGAGCAGCACUCACUGAGCACUGGCAGACCGGGAGACGCUGGUCUUUGACACCGUGAACGGAACCCUUAUCUCUGCCACUAAAACCACUGCUCCUCUCCUAAAAACACAAUGUCUGCCUCCCGUACAGUCAUAUGUUUACUAAGAAAUGACCUGCGACUGCAUGACAAUGAGCUUUUUCACUGGGCUCAAAGAAAUGCAGAGUACAUUGUCCCCUUGUACUGCUUUGACCCCAGACAUUAUGUGGGAACGUACACCUACAACCUGCCAAAAACUGGGCCUUUCCGCUUGCGCUUCUUACUAGAGGGUAUUCAGGAUCUCAGGAACACACUGGUCAACAAGGGCAGCAACCUGGUAGUGAGACGAGGAAAGCCAGAGGAGGUAGUCGCUGACCUCAUCAAGCAGCUGGGCUCUGUCAGCACCGUGGCUUUCCAGGAAGAGGUAACCUCGGAAGAGCUGAAUGUGGAGAAAAGAGUAAAGGAUGUCUGUGCUCAGAUGAAGGUCAAAGUCCACACCUGCUGGGGGUCUACGUUGUACCACAGAGAUGAUCUGCCAUUUCCACACAUGUCCAGGCUGCCUGACGUGUACACACAGUUCAGGAAGGCAGUGGAGACCCAGAGCAGGGUGAGGCCUUUGUUCCCGACCCCAGAACAGCUGAAACCUCUCCCACAAGAACUGGAGGAAGGAACCAUUCCUACAGCGGAAGAACUUCAGCAGACAGAGCCUGUGAAUGAUCCUCGCUCAGCGUUUCCUUGCAGUGGUGGUGAGAGUCAGGCUCUGGCCAGACUCAAACACUAUUUCUGGGACACUAAUGCAGUGGCAGCUUACAAGGAGACUCGUAAUGGCUUAAUUGGCGUGGAUUAUUCCACUAAAUUUGCACCCUGGCUGGCAAUGGGUUGCAUUUCCCCAAGGUAUAUCUAUCAUCAGAUCCAGCAGUAUGAGAGGGAGCGAACAGCCAAUCAGAGUACAUACUGGGUCAUUUUUGAACUCUUGUGGAGGGAUUACUUCAAGUUUGUUGCUGCCAAAUUUGGAAACAGGCUGUUUCAAGUUGAAGGCCUUCAAGACAAAUCAGUGCCAUGGAAAAAAGAUAUGAAGCUUUUCAAUGCCUGGAAAGAAGGACGAACUGGAGUUCCCUUUGUGGAUGCCAAUAUGAGAGAGCUGGCAAUGACCGGAUUUAUGUCCAACAGAGGGCGGCAAAACGUUGCAAGCUUCCUGACAAAAGACUUGGGUCUGGACUGGAGGAUGGGAGCUGAGUGGUUUGAGUAUCUCCUGAUUGACUAUGAUGUCUGCAGUAAUUACGGCAACUGGUUAUACAGCGCUGGAAUAGGAAACGACCCCAGAGAGAACAGGAAGUUCAACAUGAUCAAGCAAGGUCUUGACUAUGACAAUAAUGGUGACUAUGUGCGCCAGUGGGUUCCUGAGCUGCAGGGCAUCAGAGGAGCAGACAUCCAUACACCCUGGACCCUCAGCAGUGCCGCCCUGUCACACGCUCAAGUUUCCCUCGGUGAGACGUACCCAACCCCCAUCGUCAUGGCGCCUGAGUGGAGCAGACAUGUUAACAAGAAACCGAGUGGACCAGGUCCUUCACCCAGAGGAAAGAAAGGCCCAUCUCACACUCCAAAACAACACCGGGACAGAGGCAUUGAUUUCUACUUCUCCAGGAGCAAAAACCUGUGACCUGUCUCAAAGCUGCAGCACUAAUGUAUGCUCAGGGGACAGGAGCUUCAGUGAUGCAAGCUUGGACUGUUGCUGUAAAUGCCAUGAUGCAAACUGACAUUAGUAGAGGGAAGCUCUAAUGAGGAUUUGAGGAAGUGCUUAUUUCCAACACAUUAAUACUUGAACUUGGCUUAUCUAUGUAUGCUAUCAGAAAAUAAGCCUCAUUAUGCACCAUGGACUCAUUUCUGUUUCCUGUUAUGCUGCAGCAACACUGAAAGCCACUGUGUGGUUUUCAGUUUGGGAAAUCAGUUACAUUCAUCUUUCUGCUUGUGUUUUUGAAAAAUUGUCUUUCUUGCAUUUUUGUUGUUUAUUUGGAAAUACAUCUGUUAUGGCUUUGCUGUUAUUUUCAGAGUUUGCCUAUUUAUAGCUGUUACAAAAUAAACUGUAUUAAUUUUC
Molecule: messenger RNA, 2140 nt
Organism: Cheilinus undulatus (humphead wrasse)
Lineage: Eukaryota; Metazoa; Chordata; Actinopteri; Labriformes; Labridae
Gene: cry-dash
Product: cryptochrome DASH
Exons: 14
Coding region: 140-1705 (521 amino acids)
Biological process (GO): photoreactive repair
Molecular function (GO): damaged DNA binding; deoxyribodipyrimidine photo-lyase activity; FAD binding
Source: RefSeq, a predicted model, not a curated record